Molecule: messenger RNA, 939 nt
Organism: Castor canadensis (American beaver)
Lineage: Eukaryota; Metazoa; Chordata; Mammalia; Rodentia; Castoridae
Product: putative taste receptor type 2 member 33
Biological process (GO): G protein-coupled receptor signaling pathway; sensory perception of taste; detection of chemical stimulus involved in sensory perception of bitter taste
Cellular component (GO): membrane
Molecular function (GO): bitter taste receptor activity; G protein-coupled receptor activity
Source: RefSeq, a predicted model, not a curated record
UGCUCAGACAUGAUAAGUUUCCUACAGAGCAUUAUAGCCAUCACAACAAUUGCAGAGUUUGUUUUGGGAAAUUUUGGCAAUGUCUUCAUAGCACUGGUGAACUGCCUUGAUUGGGUCAAGAGACAAAAGAUCUCCUCAACUGAUCAAAUUCUCACUGCUCUGGCUGUCUCCAGGAUUGGUUUGCUUUGGGUAAUAUUUAUAUAUUGGUAUUCAAUUGUGUUUAAUUUAGCUGUAUAUUAUAGUCAAAUAAAACCUAAUCUUUUUAUUGCCUGGUCAGUAACAAACCAUUUUAGCACCUGGCUUGCGACUAUACUUACCAUAUGUUAUUUUCUCAAGAUAGCCAAUUUCUCCAACAUUACUUUUCUUCACCUAAAGAAGAGAGUUAAGCGAGUCAUUGUAGUUGUACUUUUGGGGACUUUGGUGCUUUUGUUUCCUAAUUUGGUGAUGAUAAGCAUACAUGAAAUAAUGCUUGUGAAUGAAUAUGAAGGGAAUGUGACUUGGAAGGUCAAAUUGCAGGACAUUGUAGAACUUUCAAAUUUGACUGUAUUCACUCUAGUGAACCUCAUACCUGUUUUUAUAUCCCUGAUGUGUUUUCUAUUGUUAAUCUACUCUCUCUGUAAACAUCUCAGGAUGAUGAAGCUCCACGGAAAAGGAUUCCAUGAUCCCAGCACUGCAGUCCAUAUAAAGGUUUUGCAAACUGUGAUUUCAUUUCUCUUGUUAUUUACUAUCUACUCUCUGUGUAUAAUGAUACCAAGUUGGAAUUCUCAUAAGCCAUCAAGUGAGUGGCUUGACUUGUUUUUCCAAAAUAUUGGACUCUUAUAUCCUUCAAGCCAUUCAUAUGUCCUGAUAUGGAGAAACAAGAAGCUCAGACAAGCUUUUCUGUCAGUUCUGGGGCAAGUGAGGUUCUGGCUGAAAGAAUGGAAUCCUUCACGUCUGUAA